AUGUACCUCCACCUUCUCGCAUACCUUUCGCUGGUUUCUCUUGCCCAGGCUCAGUGGCAGAGUUGUGCGACCUUUUGGCCAAAUAUUAAACCAGGCGAGAAGUUCACCCUCAAUGAUAAAUGCCGCGUGCUUUCAGGCUAUCCCAAAGUCUUGGGCAAAAGUAACACGAAAGUCACAGUGACAUACACGUUGAAUUGGAGCCGCCAGUCAGACAAGACCAAAAAGGCAGUGAAACCAGUGCUUGAAGAAUCUCUCAAAAAGACCAUCGACCUGUACGAAGAUUUCGCCAAGCUUCCAGCUCAUAUUGUCAUUAUCCUCACAACGUCAGUUGACGGACAGGUCACAGCAGACACCAUCUAUCCAAAUGAAAAGGUGCCGCCGUGCCAGAUCAGAGUUUACCAGAGAUGGACUACCGAAUCAACCACAAACACAGCUCGCGCCUUGCAAGCUUUGUCACACGAGAUUUACCACUGCGUGCAGGGCCUUUCCGGACUUGCGAACUACAUGGACCCGGAAUGGAUUCGCGAGGGAUCUGCAAACUAUUUCAGUAACCUCGUUUUUCCAGACUCCAACGUCGAAUGGCCAGAUAAGAAGCACAGCGGCCAUGCAUACAAACCCGCUAUGGCAAUAUACGCUCAUGUCGGACAGGACGCUUACACAACCAGCAUAUUCUUCCAAUCCCUAGAGGAUAAAAUGGAUAGAAAGUCCCUUCACGAAUUUGUUGUAUCAACUCCCGGAGGAUCUAGAGGUCUUGAGGAGAGGAACCGUCUGUCGGGGCUAGAAGAAUUCACCGACGAGUUCUUCUACUUCGCGAGGAAAUUCGCCCUGAUUAAGAUACAAGACACAAACGGAGCCUCCAUUCCAAUCCAGGAGAUACCUCCGCUUCCGGCUUCGAUCAAGGUAGAUAAGGCGGGUACUACUGGCACCGCGAUGCUUACAAGCACGCCGCUCACCAUUUCAGUUUUUAAAGUGACUGUCAAAAGCGGUCAGUCAGCUCGCAUUUACUCAUCCGCCAAUGACCAUCAGCGCCUAGCCUAUCGACGGUCAGUCGACAACGAUUGGACUGACAUGGCCACUAGCCCAUCAGGAAAAAGUAUCGAUUUACCGUGCAACACUGAAAACACAGUAGAUGAUUUUAUCAUACUUUUUAUUUCCACAGCAGAUGUCAAAAGCGACGAGGUCAAAGUCGCUAUCUCGACCAGCCAUUCAAAGAAAUGCGGCGCAAGGAGUGGAUUUGUCCUAUACCCACUAUACAAUCCUACAACGGGCGGUGGCUACUGCCCCCCAAAGACACAUUCUUCACGGCUGGCGAUAUGGUGUUGUCCAGACGGAACGCAGCUGGAUGAGAGUGUGGCCAAUGAAGUCAGCAUCUGCUGUCCUAGUGCGGCCGAUUGCAGCAAGGAGAUCAUCCCCGAUAAUCUGAGAUGUGCCGAUCCGAACUGGAAUCUGUGGAAUAAGGACAACAGACAGCUCGGAUGUUGUCAGAAAGGUUUCUACCCAAACAGUCUGCGCUACUGUGUUAAGAGCUUUGCCGACCGUGACCCUCGCUUUACGCUGGUAGGGUGA
Molecule: messenger RNA, 1566 nt
Organism: Fusarium sp. VM40
Lineage: Eukaryota; Fungi; Ascomycota; Sordariomycetes; Hypocreales; Nectriaceae
Source: the annotation of a GenBank genome assembly